Messenger RNA from Tetrahymena thermophila SB210, 2097 nucleotides. Its product is annotated as AMP-binding enzyme family protein. NCBI's taxonomy places the organism in Eukaryota, Ciliophora, Oligohymenophorea, Hymenostomatida, Tetrahymenidae. The record is from RefSeq and is a predicted model, not a curated record. The transcript is spliced from 3 exons.
AUAUUGACUUUGAUAAGAAGUAGAGAUUAAUUUUCAAAAGAAAUAAUUAAACGGUAAGAAAUGAAUUUAAGAAGAAUUGAUUUAUUUGCCUCUUAAUUUAAUUUUAAUGUUGAUGGAAAUUUCAUUCAGAAGGGUACCUGUAUAGGUUCAUUCUAUACUGUAAUUGUGUUUUCUUUAUUAAUAUCUUAUGUAAUUUACAUAUUUGAACAGUAUGCUAACAAUGAAAUUGAACCUGUUUAUAGAUCUCAAAAUAUAAUAAAUAACUCUACAUAAAAAAUAGACUUAGAAUCAAAUGUAUUUGCAUAUAAAAUUAACAACCACUUUUUAGAUUAAUAAAAAUAAUUAGAAUAUGCGUAAUUCUAAAUUUAUGGUGUAUUCUCUAAUGGUACAUCUAAUAUGUAAGUUCCUCUUUCUUAAUAGUAAUGCUCUGAUCAUAAUAUACAAGAUUAUAUAUGUAUAUACUAUUAGUAAACAAAUGAAAGUAUAUUCUUUAAUAUUCAAGAAUAUAAUUACAUUUUAUAUGAAAUAAAUAUUUAAGUGAUAAGCUGUAAUGAUAACUUAACUUUAUAGGAUCAUUAAAACUGCGCAAAUUAAAAAGAUAUAGAUGCCUUUAUGAAUUCUGCUAAUAUUUAAUUAAAACUACAAGUUAAAUAAUUUAAUAUAUAAUCUAGAUCAAUGGAGUCUACAUUUCAGACAGUAACAAUAUACACUUCUUCAGAUUAAUAUACAACAACGAAUAUUGAUUUAUAAAACUAGUAAAUUUAGGUAAAAUAAGGUUUAUUCAUUCAAAAUAAAUAAAUUUAUAAUGCUCCUGGUAACUUUUAGGUUGGUAAUCAAAACCUAAAUAGAUAGUUUGUCGUUUAAAACUAUGGUUCUUCUCCUUAUAGCUUUAUUGUAAUAAAAGUUGAUUAAAUCACUUAAUAAAUCUCAAUUCAAUUCCCAACUAUUCCUUAAAUAUUAGCCUUAGUGAAUAGCGUUGCUCAUAUUUUAAUGUUUUUUGGGAUAUUUUUGAGGUAUCUUUCUCAGCUAGAUUUAAAAAAAGAUUUUUUUGUUAUAAUUUUGUAAAAUAUUUAUUAAAGCACAUAUUAAGAUAUUCUGAAAAUCAAUAAUUUAUGUGAACCAAUUGAAAAGUUGAAUAAUAACUUACAAAAUAAAGAAUAAGAUAAUAAUUUGAAAGGAUAAAUAGAUUAAAUUUAAACAUCAAAAUAUGAAAAAGAAAAUAUUAAAAAAGAAUGUUUUGAUAAUGAAAAUUAAGAAACAGAGCAGCCAAAUAAAGAAGAUUCUAUAUUUAUAGAAUUAGUUGACAUAAAAAAUAAAAUUAAAAAAACGGAUAUAAAGAAUCAUAAAAAUGAAGAAUCUUAACCAUCAUAAGACUGCUAAUAAGUCCAUUAAAUAGGGCCCAAAUUGAUUUAUCCUAUAUAUCUGUAAGAAAAGUAAAUAUCUUCUCAUGCAUUAGACAUUUCUAAAUAAAAUCAAAAAAAAUCAAAUGCUACUAAAGAAAUUGAGCCAUAAAAGAAUAAUUUGGAAUAAUUAAUCUAGGCUGAUUAAUAAACCUUUUAUAAAUUUGAAUAAAUGACAAAAAGUGACUAAACCUAAGAAAAAUAAAUUGAAAAGCUAAAAAUGAGUAAAGACAAAACACUGGCUUCUAAGCUAAAAAAAAUCAUAUUUAAUUUUAAGAUAUUCAAUAAGAAGAAAUACUUGAGUUCUAAAGGUUUAUUGCCUUAACAUUAAAAGAAAAUAUAUGAAUAAAUAGACUAAGAUUUGAACAUUAAUUAUUUCUAUUAAGAAAUAAUUUUUUUAAAAAAGGCGAUAAUGAUUCUUCUAACUUAAGAUUAAUUAGCCUCUAUUUAGCUAAUUGGAUGCUCCUAGAACUUUUUAAAUUUAAAUAUAGACCAAUCAGAUGCAUAGUCUAUUUUAAAAUCCAACUUAGGUCUAAAUCAUUAUGAGCUCUAACUUGCAAUUACAUAGUCUUAAAAUUUGUAAGGUUAAUAUUUAUAAUAAUUCUUAAAGAGGUGCUCACCUCAAGAUAAAAGCGAAAGUAUAAGUGAAGUAGAUAAAAGAAUCCUAGAGUCGAUCAGUAAAUGUUAUAUAAGUUGA